Messenger RNA from Raphanus sativus (radish), 2146 nucleotides. RefSeq lists its product as uncharacterized. Lineage: Eukaryota; Viridiplantae; Streptophyta; Magnoliopsida; Brassicales; Brassicaceae. The record is from RefSeq and is a predicted model, not a curated record. The transcript has 10 exons. Bases 358 to 1164 code for a protein of 268 amino acids.
UUAAACGUGUUAAAUAAUCACGGAAAAUAUUUCUAUUUUUACAAACUCUUACCUGUACGCAACCAAAAAAAAAUACUAAAACCUAUCUGUGAUCAACUCACCUCUGUAUAAAUCUUCUUCCUUCACCUUAUUUUACAAGUUUCUUCAGCGAAGUCUAAGCUUUUGUACCAUCCAACUUUGCAUAAUUAGUUUUUUUUUUCUCAAAACGAAUUACUUUGAUUUCUUAUUCCCAUACUGUUGUUUUGAUGACUCCGUAAUCAUGUCUUCGUCACUUCUUUCAUCUUUAAAGUAAUAUACCAUAUUAUUGUUUUCUUCGAUCAAAGACACCAUAUCAAUCUUGUAAGUGAGUAGAGGAGGAUGAAGCGUGGGAAAGGCGACAAAAAGGGAACAAAGAACCGAGAUGUCAGCGGUCAAGUAGUUCCGCUUACUGAACCGGUGGUUGUAGCUACGGCUGUGGUUGGAACAAGAUCAUGGAUAGGAGGGCUCUUUACACGCUCCAGUAGACGUCAAGACAAGUCAAUCGACUACACUUUGUCUCCUCUUCAGGAGGAAAGACUUCAAAAGCUGCAAGAUCGUUUGCUUGUACCUUUUGAGGAGACACGUAUUGACCAUCAGGAAUCAUUAAAAGCAUUGUGGAAUGCUGCAUUUCCGAAUAUAAGUCUCACAGGCUUAGUAACAGAACAAUGGAAAGAUAUGGGAUGGCAAGGUCCUAAUCCAUCUACCGAUUUCAGGGGUUGUGGAUUUAUCGCUCUAGAGAAUUUGUUAUUUUCCGCAAGAACAUAUCCGGUUUGUUUCCGGAGGCUAUUACUGAAACAAAGAGGCGAGAGGGCAAAGUGGGAGUACCCUUUUGCGGUGGCCGGAAUCAAUAUCUCCUUCAUGCUGAUUCAAAUGCUCGAUUUACAAAACACUCCAAAGCCGAAAUGUCUUCCGGGAAUGAAUUUUCUCAAACUCUUAGAAGGUAAACAAAAAGACGAGAAUGCAUUCGAUGUACUGUAUUGUAUAUCAUUCGCGAUGAUGGAUGCUCAAUGGCUUGCGAUGCACGCUUCUUACAUGGAAUUCAAUGAAGUAUUGCAGGCGACACGGAAUCAGCUAGAGAGAGAGCUUUCUUUGGACGAUAUUCAUCGGAUUCAAGAUCUCCCUGCUUAUAAUCUCUUGUUCCAAUAGAUUUUUCUUCUAUUUAGAUGUGUACAUUAACUGGAUUUAUGUAUUUAAAAAACGAUAAUCAAUGAGACAACAAAUACUAAAAGAUUGAAAAUGAAUGACCAUGUUACAUAUCUUUUCCUUGGUCAAAGAUCUAUAUGAUGCAUAUACAUCCUUGUUUUCUUCUAACAUUACUGAUGAUGAAUUGAUGAUGAUGUUGGUGUGGAAGGAAACUAAGAAGUUAACGUGGAAUCUUUGACUUGUGUAGUUUUAAAUAAUCAAAACUCUUACCGUUCGUCUAUAAUAGUAGUAAAGAUCUUCACUCUUCAGACCAGUAUUGUCCCUGUCGAGUGUCGACAUUAAAUUUUUCUCAUCCUAACCCUUAUUUUGAAAAGUCGGGGUCUGAUGUAUGACCUAUUUGUAUAUUCCCAAAUGAAUAUUAAAAAAAUAAAUAAGAUAAUGUUCUUUACGUCUGCAUUGGAGUUCGAAAGUUUGAUAUUUUGAUCUUAUCCUCAGCAUAUGACAAAACAGAAGGGAUCUACUUUAAAAACCUAACGUGAAGGAUAAGAUUCCUUACCAGUUACAACCACAUUCCCACGAUUCGUAUACAAUUCGAAAUGUCUAUUUCUUGGAGCUGGACAUAUUCAUUCUUUUCAAAACUAAUUUUAUUAAUAUAUUGUAUGUAAUGUUUCAUUACGUAUGCUAAGAUUCAUACUUUAAUUUUUUUUUUUUAAUAUUUGAACUGUUAACAUGAUUACUACUUCAGUAACGGUGCUGAGGCACAAAAAGUUAUGUUCCUCUCGACAGUGUUAGAUAAACUUACAAGAAAGCAUUUACUCUGUUUCAAAGACGCAAGUAACAACGAUUACUCUGUUUCAACAAGACAACAAACUCUCUAUAUACUGACAUAUACUUUUUUUCUUUCUCAAAAGGUUAGGUAUCUUCUUAAAACGCUAUAUCCUAACCCAAAACGCUAACAAAAGCCAGAUCACUCUUUUUUUUUUUU